AUGGUAAAGAUACGUAAAAAUGUUGAAAACAUGGAAAUUUAUGAUUACAUGAAGGAUUUAAAUGAAAAUAUAUGGGAGUAUUUUUUUGAUGAUUCCUUAGCUCAUGAAACAAUUUUUCAUUCAUUAAACGAAUUAGAACAAAUUAUUAUCUCUCGAUUGUUAUUUAUUCAACAAGUAGUUUCUGAAAGAGCUAUGAGAUUAUGGAUAAAUCCUCAUUUUUUAAAAAAUUUAAGUGAAGGAAUAAAAAAUUUAGUAGAUGCGAAAAUAUUAAUAGGAAGUGAUACAAAAAAAGAUAAUUAUAGUCAAUAUAAAAUAAAUGAUAAAUUUAGAUAUACUUUAUUAAAUAAAAUUUAUAAAUUUAACGAAAAUAAUAUUUUUAUAUUCAAUUAUAACAUUAAAGAACAAAUAGAAAAAGAAAAAAAUUUGUAUGAAAAUAAUUUAUUUCCAACAAAAGAAGAAAUUUUUAGCUAUGCUCAAACUAAAUGGAAUAAUUUACUACAUUUUAUUGCCUCUCCUAAAAUGAAUAAUUUAAAUUCUUAUGUGAUUUGUAACAAUAAUAAUAAUGAGGAAAAUAAUUAUGCAAACACAGAUUAUUUAUACUCUAGUAGUUUUAAAAAUGAUGACAUAAAUAAAAAUAAAUCGUUAUAUAAAUUGUCGUAUAAUACUUUCAAAAAAAAUGAAAAAAAAGAUCAAGACGAAGAAGAGUAUUAUGAAAAUUAUGAAGAUGAUCAAGAAGACGAAGAGGAAGAGAUGGAAGAAGAAGAAGAAGAAGAAGAAGAAGAAGAAUAUAAAAGACAAGAAGAUCAAGAAGAAGAAAAUCAAGAAGAUGAACAAGAAAUACAUAGUGAAGAAGAUAAUAAACAUGAAAAAAAAGAGAAAUCAAAAGAAUAUUAUGAUUAUGAAAAAGAAAAUAAUAAUUAUAUAUAUAAGGAUAAUUAUAUAGGUAAAUGUAAUGAUUCUAAUAUUAAUAAAGUAAAUAAUGAAAAUGUAAACCAAUAUGAUUACUAUAUGAGAAGAAAAAAAAAAAAAAAAAAAAAUAUAUAUGCUUAUAAACAAAAUGAAUUAUAUUAUAAGAGCUUGCAAAACAGGGAAAAUAGUUAUAUGGAUGGUGAAGAAAAUAGUAAUUCAAUUUUUUGUUCUCAUGAAAAAGACACCUCUUAUAUUCCAUGUGACAGUGUAAUUGAAGUAUUGAAAAGGAAAAAGUUCAUUUUAGACGAUUCAAACAAUAAUAAAGCUAUAAGUAUGAGUAGAGAAGCAUUUUCUUGGUUUUUAAAAGAUUUAAGAAGUAGGAUAAUAUCAUUAGUUCUUGAAUAUUUACUAAUAAUAGACGAUGGAAAUGUGACAAAUAUAGCUCAAGAAGUUUCUGUAAAAUAUAAAAAAAAGAAUAAUGUUGAUAAUAGUAAUAGUAGUCAUGUAUAUGACAAAGAUAAAAAUGAUUCUUUUAUUGAUGAUUCUUAUAUAACAAAAGUAAAUAAAGAUCCCAAAAAAUCUGAAAUUUAUGUUAAAGAAACUUUACUAUUAAUUUUAUCUAUAUCCCAAUGUGAUAUUAGUCAACCAAUUUUUUUAGAUAACCUGACAAAAUCCCAAAAGGAAUUUGUAGAUUUUGGUAUGCAUAUUGGUUUAUUUUAUAAACCGAAUGAAAAUUAUGUAUUUAUAACUCCUUAUGCUUUAUUAUUAACUAUCAAUAAUACGAAUACACAGCAUUAUUUAUCUUUACUGAGUAAUAUGACUGUUGAAGGCUUAGGUAAUGAUAAAUUUAAAAAAAAACUAUAUGAAAAAUAUUUUCAUUCUUAUUUAUUAUUGCAAGAACAAAAACAAAUGAUGGAUAAAUCAUUAGAAGAAAAAGAUGCUCAAAUGAUAGAUAAAAACAAAAUAACCAAUAAUUUAAUUAAUGAAGGUUUAUAUUAUGAAAAAAAAAUGAAUGAAAAUAAUAAUUUAGAAAUUGGUUUAAUUGUUCAAAGUAAUUUUAAAGUGUAUUUAUACACAUCAUCUUUGUUAAAGAUUAAUAUAUUGAGUCAUUUAUGUGAAUUACAAGCAAGAACACCAAAUAUGGUGGUAGGAAUAUUAACAAGAAGAAGUGUACUAAAUGCAUAUAAUUCUGAUAUAACAGCAAAUCAAAUAAUCAAAUUCUUAGAAUCGUAUUCUCAUCCAUGCAAAAAUAAUUUUAAAAACCCUAUACCUAUAAAUGUAAUUACUCAAUUAAAGUUAUGGGAAUCAGAAAGACAUCGCUUAACCUUUGAAGAUGCUAUUGUUUUUAAAACUUUUGAAAAAGAAUUUUUACCAUACUUGUAUCAACAAAUUGUUAUAUGGGCAAAUAGUAAAAAUUAUUUACUUUACUAUACACCAUGGCCUAAAAAUAAUACCAAAGAAUUUGAUGUUUGGUUAAAAUCAGAAAAAUAUCUCUGUUGUAUUUAUGAAUCAAAAAAUGAAAUAAUUGAUAAAAUUAAAGAAAUAAGAGAAAAAUUAAUAAAAAAAAGACAAAAACCAUAA
Plasmodium gallinaceum is the source of this 2490-nucleotide messenger RNA. RefSeq names its product RNA polymerase II transcription factor B subunit 2, putative (gene TFB2). Bases 1 to 2490 code for a protein of 829 amino acids. Lineage: Eukaryota; Apicomplexa; Aconoidasida; Haemosporida; Plasmodiidae. The record is from RefSeq and is a predicted model, not a curated record. Gene Ontology annotation, molecular function: double-stranded DNA binding; ATPase activator activity. Gene Ontology annotation, cellular component: transcription factor TFIIH holo complex; transcription factor TFIIH core complex. The transcript has a single exon. Gene Ontology annotation, biological process: nucleotide-excision repair.